AUGGAACAAGAUCUAAUAGAAGGUUUAAAGCACAUGCAGUUAACCAAGGAAGAAGAAGUCCACAUCUCAGUAUUUGGGGAAGGCAGAUCUGAGCUAUUAGAAGAAUGUGCUCUUAGUCUGAUGGGGCGUUUGUUGACAGACAGGAAGCAGAACCAGCGAGCCUUGAAGAAUACACUAUGCUUGGCUUGGAAAGUGGGGCCAGAUCUAAGGAUUGUAGAGGUUGGAAAUGACAUCUACCAGUUCAAGUUUUCAAAUGAGCACCAACUGAAAUGGGUGGAAUCAAACGGCCCAUGGAAUUUCAAAAAUAAUCUCCUUCUACUUCAAAGAUGGAAAAGGGGUUUGACUGCUAAUAACAUCAUCUUCACCCACUCACCAUUCUGGCUACAGGUAUGGGGUCUUCCUUUUGAUAUGAUGUCUGAGAAAACUGGAAGAGAUAUAGGAAAUAGUAUUGGAAAGUUUGUGAUGGCAAAUUCUAGAUCAUGGUCUUCAGACUAA
This is a messenger RNA of Quercus robur (English oak), 495 nucleotides long. RefSeq lists its product as uncharacterized. Bases 1 to 495 code for a protein of 164 amino acids. The transcript has a single exon. The record is from RefSeq and is a predicted model, not a curated record. NCBI's taxonomy places the organism in Eukaryota, Viridiplantae, Streptophyta, Magnoliopsida, Fagales, Fagaceae.